AUGGAAUACUCAUGGAACGCCUACGUUCCACGAGUAAAGCUUAAUUGAGUAGGUACUUUAGAAACCGGGGCGUAGUCGUGACGAUCACAAUAUGGAAUGUUCAACAAACGACUAGAGAAUCUAGGUGCACUUUUAGGUUCCGAGCGUAGCGAGGGAGCAUUGGUUUUAUUAAGAUAUUUAUUUUUUUCUUUCUUUCUUUUCUAGUCUGAAGACACGUUUUUUCCUAGUAAACUUGCUGCUAUAUUUUUAUCUGUUACAUCUUUUCUUAAAGCUCGAGUUGCCUUAAUGGUACUUUAUAGCGAUCAUUUUUUGAUUUUCGAUGCUAUUUUUUCAAAUAAAAGCAUUUAAGUGGGAAAAACGUACAAUUCACGAUCUCAUUAUUUUAUAAAAAAACACCGACGACGUUUUCUACCAGGAAAAAUGAUUUAAUCAAAAUAUCACAAAAUACUAUUUUUAUUUACAUUCUUACGGUGUCAUCGUCAAAACUUUUGAGCUUUUAAAGAAUUUUAAUUUUUGGGAGUUUUUCUACUGUAAUUCAGUUAUAAAUACACACAGACUUGAAACUUGGUAAUAAUACUUAUAUUGGACUUAUCUAAACGUGGUAACAUUUUUAAAAUCAUCGGACAAUUUUUUUUUUUUUUUUAUAAGCGUUUUAAAAUCAAAUUAAAAUGAAAAACGUAAAAAAAAUUAUGGCACUUUAAAUUAUGUAUUACCGAACUCCGCUCGGAAUCGUCUUUCUCCAAAUAAUGGUUUAUCGUUGCUUAUAGAUAUAAAUGAAAUAACCUUGUUUAUCUUACCUAAUUUUAAAAUAAUGAAAUCGUGAAAUUGUACGUUUUCCUUCGUUUUUUCCAACUUAAGUGCUUUUAUUUAAAAAAUGGCGUCGAAAAGUCAAAAAAUAAUUCGUAGGAAAAUGUGUUUUCGGAACCCUAUUUUGUUGGACAAUUUUUACACAACGAUGAUAACAUGCAAUCACAGAGUGCUCAUGAUGAAAUUAUAUUGAAAAGUUCCGACAAAAUACUUUCCGAUUAAUUAUUUUUCUGAAAAAAAUCUUUCUGACUUAAUAUUUUUCCGACAAAAUACUUUCCAACAAAUUAGAGCCCUGCAUCAACACAUUGAGUUCAGUUGGAGGGAGAGUAGUGGAGUAUCAUGUAUAUGGCGCCUCAGCGCGUGGCGUUUUAUUAGUGUUCAACUAUUCUCCCUCUAACAUAAAUUACAAGUGAAAUAUCUCGUCAACAGGUGACGGAAAUCAAAAAUGUUAUCAAUACAUUUUUUUUAGAGUAAUACUCAGUCUAUUUAUGAAAUUUUAAUAUAGGUUCCCAUAUGAAAAACCAAAGUUAGUGUCGCCACAGGAUACUCCUUAAGUGUUGUGAAUAAUCUAUGUAUUCGAAAAUAUCGGCUUUAAGUACACUUAAAAAUUACAAAAAUCAGAAUUAGACUACAUACUAAAUUUAACUAAAAUAAUGGGACGAGCACGCGUAGUGAAUCAUUCUGUAUAUAUAUUACAAUUAAAUCCGUACGAUCACACACACACUUUAACGAUUUUACAACGUAUUACGUCACGAGCUUAUUCGGGAUCUAUUCAAGGAUUUCUGUGCAAAAGCCAAUUGUAUACUAAUAAAAUAUUUCAUUACUUUAAAAAUACAAUCAAUUCAAUUUUAAAUAAAUACCUAUCCAAAUUAAUUAACCUUUACUUGUUUACAUAUAUCUUAUAACUACAAAGUUCAGUUUAAGUGCCAUGCAAUAUAAUUUAUUCAUUGCAUAAGGGUCUUUUAAUUUAGUUUGUACACCAACUUUACAUCCUGUUAUCACAUUUACUCCGUAGUAAUUUUGUACAACAAUUUUAUAGGAUUAUUAUCCAAGUUUAGUUUUUUUUAAAAAAUUCAAUACAUUUCUGUUAGAAGUGAAUUUGAAUUUUGGCUCGAAGAAAUAUUAAAAAACCCUAAAUUAAAAUUUAAAUUCUGAAUGUAGCGAAGAAUGUAUUGGUUUUACAAAGCUGUUUAUUUUUUUUAUGAAAACUUUUUCUGUCUGUAAGCUUACUCCAAUGUAUACGAAUGUAUACCUUUUUCUAAAAGAAAAUUUUCUUGAGGUGGUACUUUAAAGAAGUAAUUUUUCGAUUUUCUCAGUUUUCUCAACAAAUGUGAAAAACCGGAAAAAAACGUAGGGAAAACGGAAAAUCAGUAAAAUAUUAAACGAAUAUUAAUAAAAAAAAAAAAUACAUAAUGGCCUAUUUUAUUAUUUUACCACAAUAUGACAAUUAUAUUGUUGACGAAGCAUCAUUAUCAACUGAACUGAAUCGUUUUUUUUCAUUAGCAAUGAUUGCAAAUGAUCAUUAGGUUGCUUACAGAUAUACAUUAAAUUCCCAUCUAUAUCCUGUCUUCCCAACUUCACACCUACAACAGCGGCUGCACCCGUCCCCAUUAUCCUAGGACGGCUUUUUUUUAUUCGUAACGUCUCUUUACCGGCUCGCUUCAAGUAUACAAUAUUCUGUUACCACCGUGUUUGAUAACGCUGAUAAUAAUAAUAAUAAUAAUAAUAAUAAUAAUUAUUAUUAUUGCAAUAUCAUUUGUACCUACAUGUAAAACAAUUAUUAUUAUUAUUGUAUAAUGUACGGGCACCCGUAAUAUGUGUCACGUGGUUAUUGCCGGACAAUCGCGUACCGCUUCGUAUCAGCUCGUACGUCCCCAUCCAUCAUUCGUUUCAUAAUUUGUAUCGUUACGUAACGAAUAAUACACCCGUACGUUAUUGUAGCAACGUGUCACGGAAAGUAUUCCGCCGAAUACCGUCCGCAGUCAGUCUGCCGAGUGAUGUUGAUAAAACAAAAUAUAAAUAGGUACCCAUUUGUGUACAUUAUUAUCGGCGGUUUACAGUUGUUCGCGUGUUUACCUGCGUCGACGUCUGUUCGCAAUCCCAACCAGGACGGCUUUUCGCCAAUCGCGUAGGUAUACAAAAUUAUAUUAUUGGUAUGUACCAGUAGAACGCGUAAAUAUUUAAUCGAUAUUAUUGUGUUUUCCACGUCGCGAUGGGGGAUUAUUGGAUAAAUCCCUCCCGGAGGACGGGUAUCGCAUUGUCCAGUUCAUCGCGGAUAAUAUUAAAUAAAAUAAAACGCUUUCAUAAAUACUUUGUGUACAUCCUGUACGAAUAAUAUUACAAACGGCUACAGAAAUAUUGUCAAAUAAUUUAAUGUACGUACCGGCUUGAUGUGACGCGGGAAUUAUUUCAAUCUUAAUUGGUACAAUUUACAAAGGGUGCAAGAUCUAUGAAUGUACAACAUUAAUCAGUUUGUGUUCGUGAUUUGUAUUUCGUAUCGUAUCGACUUUUAUUUGUACUCUCUGCGUCAUUGGGUAUUUGUAAAAGGCAAAAACUUGAAUUUAGUUGAAUUAUUUCGUUUUAUUUUGAUCAAAUAUUCGUUGUCAAUACACUUUAGUUCAGGUGUGGUGAAACGGGAGGCGGGUGUUCUCACCCCGUUAUUAUGGUUACAUUAUGCACAGAUUCAAAUUCUGAUAUUUGGAAUUUUUAAGCGUUGUGAAAGACGAUAUUUUCAAACACUUAGAUUUUUCACAACGCUUAAGGAGUAUCCUGUGAUAAUACCCAGUUUGAUUUUUCCAACUGAAAACCUACAUGUUUUAAUGCAAAUUGUCAAUCGAGUGAUUUGCCUGAAAAUAUUGACGUAUUUUAAUCAAAAUUUAAACGAACAAUGUCAGAGUUAUUCUACAUUAAAUACUAAAGAGCAAUAACUGCACGAUUCAAAACAAGAAAUUAUCUACACGCAGUUGAUAUCCGAACCCCGUAAAGUACUACUAUCCUCAGUAUUUAAAUCGAAAUAGCUCAGAAAUAUUUCGUUCAAAUUUCGUUUAUAAUAUGUCGAAAUUUCGAAAAAAAAAAAAAUCAUUACUUUGUUUAAUUUGCAUUAAAAUAUGUAAGUUCUCAUUUGAAAAACGAAUCAUCACAGGAUAUUCCUUAAAAUAUUCCAUACAAUAUUUAAUUUCGUGAAAACUCUAAGCGUGUAAAAAAAAUAAAUACAAAUUCCAAAAAACAGAAUUUGAUUUUAGAUUUGCAUAAUUCAACCAUACAAAUGGGGUGAGCUGUAAGUAUGGUUAACAAAUAAACCUGUAUAUUAUACUAUACCUUUGUAGAUAUAAAAAGAAAUGUAGUGUAAAUAAUAAUAGUUCAUACAAAUUAUCUUUAUCCCCCCCCCCUCAUUUAUGAUUAAUAUAUUAGUUAUUUUAAUUAUAUAUGAACUCAGCUAAUUAUAAAACCUUUUAAAGAUUUAUUCAGAUAUUUAUCUAUAAUCACAGACAUAUAAAAUACAAACAAAAUCUGUAACCACGCGUGAUCUAUAAUCUGCAUACGAAUAUUGUGAAAAAUGAAUAAUGAGUCAAAAAGAUGUUUUUUGAUUAAAUUUAUUUAUUUGAUUAUUAUCAUUAAAUAUCAGCUAAACAAGUAACUCCAUAUUAACUAAAAAAAAAAAAAAGGCCAUGGGGGAGUUCUUCCCCAUAUCCUCCCCCUCGUGAGAAAGCCCGUAGAUAGAACUACUAAAUAGUAUACAAAUUAAUAGUAAUUAUUUCUUCGAUUAGUACAUAAUUUGAGGGCAGAUUGUAUGAAUUAUUAAUUAUCUACUAACAAAAUUAUAUAAAUUAAAAAUCUUUAUUUUAACCCAGAUACACGUUAUACAAUUUGACACAAUUUACAAAUUCAAUAUCUUUCUUCUUGAAAAAAUCCUAAAUACGCCACUGCUACACAAUUAAAUAACUAAUCAUGGUACAUUCCUUUUGAAAAUACAUACACUUCUGCAGUUUAUACCAAAAAAUAGAAAGGGUAAAGUAACAUUUGACAAAAUGUUUUGAAAAAUGUUCUCCUCUGAGUUUAAAGAUAUUAUUGAUAGGAUUGUAAACAAUUUAAUUUUUGUAUUUUGUACACCUAUUAUAUUUAAAUAUUAUUUAUAUUUGAAUAUUUUGUGUUGCAGGCUACACAUAAUAUUAUAAACAACAUCAUGAACACAACUCGCAAAGAAGAAAAACCGCUCAAUCCACGAGCUAAGGCUAAUAUUGUUGAAAUUAUUACUCACAGGUAUGAUUAACGGAAUUACACGAGGUCAGUGUACUAUUUGAAAAACAUUGACAUUCUUCGUAAUUAGUGUAUUUACAAAAUAGUUUUUUUUUUUUUUUUUAAUUUAACCCGUAAUUUUCGCAUAUUUUAAUUGCAUACAUAUUUUAAAUUCAAUAUUGAAGAUAAAAUAUUAUAAGAAUGUGAAGUUGUAUGCGCGUGUAACCAAUAUACAUAUUGUUUUAUUAAUACGUGUUGCAGUAAACAUUCAUAUAAACUACUCGAGAAUUUUUAACGAUAAAAUAAUGUGUUGUAUAAUUCCGAAUUUUUUCGUUAAAAACUGAUAAUAUAAAAUAAACUUAUCUAUAUACUUAUAGAGUGAGACAGAGAGAAAAUUGCAAUAAUUUUUAAUAUACUAGUAUGUAUAUUUCUUCCUACAUCAUUUCCAGGGGGUUUUAAUAUGAUGUGUGUGUAUUAUUUUUUUUUUUGUGAAUAACAUUUCUACCAGAAACUUACUCCAAAGUAUAGACUGUAGAGCACUGUUGGUGAAUAGUAAUUUUCUCUGGUUGGUGUAUUGGGGAGGUUAUGUUUUGAUUUUUCAAGAUGUUUUAGAAAUAAUUGGGAAAACCCCGAAAGAAAAGAAUAAGUAAAACGGAAAAUAUUCACGGUGGGCCGCGAGGUUACCGUUUCCAUUGGUUUUAUUAUGUUAACACGAUGUUUUCUACCGGAAAUAUUGCUCCAAUCCAAAAAUGAUAAGAUAUCGAUUUCAUUUCAUAUAAUAUUUUAUUAUUGAUAGUGUAACGUCCCGGUUUAAUUAUUUUAACAUGUUACAUGUUCAAUAGAAAUAUUACUCCAAUCGGAAAAUUGCAAGAGAUCAAUUAUAGAUUCUAAAUGGAGCGAUGAAGAUUAUACUUUUACAAAGAUGUUUACUUUUUUUUUAUCUGUGCGCAACUUAAAAAUCUGAGCAAGUCUUCUGAUGGAAAAGUCGCGUACAGAUAAAAUAAAUAAAUAAAAUAAACAUCUUUGUAAAAUCAUAAUGUUCUUCGCUACACUCAGAAUUUAUAAUUUAUCAGAAGACUUGCUCAGAUUUUUGAAUGUAACACUUUUUUUGAAAGGAAAUCGAUGUAGGGAAGUACAUAAGGAGGUUUUUCCUGUCUACUUUUCGGAUUUCUCAUCAAAUUAUAAAAACCAAAAUAAUCGGAAGAAAAACAGGAAAAUGUACAAAAUAUACUGCUAAAAUAUUAUUACUAUUUCUUUCUUCCUGUGAACAACUUUUCUACCAUCAAUUUCGCCCCAACUUAUAAUAACAGCAAUGUUUCAAAAAGGAAAUUUCACUGAAAAGGUACUUUAAAGAGGUCAUUUUUCAAUUUUCCUAAGAGUUUUCUUAGAAAAUGUGAAAACCGGGAUAAAAUAUGGGAAAACCGAGAAAAUCGAUACAACAUUAAAUAAGUAUUAUUAAAGAAAAUAUAAAAAGUAUAUUUAAUUAUUUUGCUAUAAAAUGACAUAUAUUGCUGACAGAAUAUCAUUACCAACUGAACUCCGUUCAGAAUCGUUUUUUCGUAAGCAAUGGUUUAACAUUGCUUACAAGUAUAUAUUAAUCUAUCUAUAACAGUGGCUGCAUCCAUCCCCAUUAUCCAAGGACGUCUUCUUUUCUUUUCUUUUUUUUAAUACAUAAAGUAUUCCUCAUAAUAUUUGGAAAAACCCAAAAAAGUCGAAAUAUACGUUUUUCUUUUUCAAAUUCCAGCAUAACAAUUUCAUUAUUUUUAAUAUUAACAGCUUAUAUUUUCUACCAUACAUAUUGCUUUUAUAGAUUAACGACAAGAGAAAUUUUUAAAUAAGAAAUUGACAUUAUAACAACUCAAACAUUCCAUGAAUAUUUUUAAAAUUUUACCACGUUAAAAUUCAGAUACAUAAAUAUUCGGGGAAAAUGUUAAUACUACGAUUAUUAUUCACUAAUUUAUAUAACGAAAAACCCAAAAUCCAAAUUAUCCUGAUAAAACGACUUUUUUUUUUUUUUAAAUUCCACGCGUUUCUAUUAAACAAUUAUACCCACACAUAGUACGUAUCAAAUAAAAAUUACGUAAAGAACUGGAAAAUAUAAAAUGCUCAUAAAUAGCUCAAAAAUAUUUUCACAGCUAGAUAAUUUUUCUAUCAAAAUAUCAUGUCUCUAGGAAUAUUUUUAAAUGAAUUAAAAUAUUUCAAAUUCAAAAUUGAAAAUAAUUAAAUCAUUAUUUCCGUAAACUUUCCCAUUCUUUCUACUUUUUUUCCCAGUUUUGUUUUAUUUUUAAGAAAACUACACGAAAAAUCAAAAAACAAUUUAAUUAUUUAAUAACUAGAUUAAAAAUUAAACAAAAAAGAUAUUUGCCAUUUUUCCAUAAAACAAUAUUUUACAAAAAUUAAAAAUAAUUAAAUCGGUAACCCCACGGCCGUAAAUAUUUGUCAGUAUUUCGUGUAAUUUUUUUUCGGUUUUUUCCGAUUAUUCUGAAAACACCUCCGUAAAUCAAAAAAUAACCUGUAUAAUAAACCAACUACAUUGAAAAUGGAACAAAAAGGUCUCGUAUUAUUUUUCGAUUGGAACAAGAUUUCUGGUGAAAAAUUUGUUUUUAGAUUUCAAAAUAAAAAACAAAUAAGUACACAAUAUCAUAAUAAGACCAAUAUAUCCCUCGCUGCGCUUAAAACUUAAGAAUAAACAACACAUCUAAGAAUAUCAUUAAUACGAUUAAAUAUGUUCAAAUUUGUAUGAUUUUCAUACAUAAAGCGAUUUGUGCAGACUUCAGACAGCUGAUACAAUAACAAUGUCUAUUUUACAUUCAACAUUUUUGGAAUUGAAAUGUAUAUUGUGUAAUAAUAUAAUAUUGUACAUUUUCGUUCAGUUGGAUCAUACAACUCAUUAAAAAAGGACUGGAAAAAGAUUUAGGUCUAAACGAUUUGUACGCAAUUUUGGAUGAAGAUUCGUCUGCUUUACUGGGAAACAAAUUAGAAAAGUAAACAUUAUAUUAUAAUAUAUAAUAUAUUAUACAUAUAAUUGUGAAAUGUAUAUACAAUAAUUAAUGUAUAAUAAUUUUUUGUUUUAGAAUAUGGGAAGACGAACUGAUCGGUUUGAAAAAAAAAAAUCUAAAAGCAAGUUUUCUGCGAACGUUAUUUCGAAUGUUUGGACGAACGUUUAUAGUCGUCGGAUUGAUUUUCACGAUAAUGGAGAUUUGUAUAAGGUAUGUAGGUAUUAUUUCUCAAAUAAACUCAAUCAGUGGUGAUAUUAUCACUACUCGCUAGAGCAAUGCUUGAAAUCCAACUUUUUUUUUUAAAUGUUUAAACGUAUAGAUGAUGUUUAAAAUUUAACUAUACAACUAUUGUGGGUGCACCUUAUCAGUCUAUUCAACGUGAUGAUGUUUAAGAGGCGAAUAAACAAUUUAAGAAUAAUUUAUUAAGUUAUAAAGGCCAUUUAAGGUCAUCAGCCGAUAAUACUAUUUCUUAUUUCUUUUAUAUAAUAUGGUCCAUAAUAUUUUAAAAAUGAAAGUAAAAUUAUUUCAAAUAAAAUUAUUCAUCUUCGCGUACAGAUGUUAAAUUUCCCCUUUACCUCUUCAACUUCUCACUUAAAACACUGGCUCACCCAUUGUGUAAAGUAUGUCCGUUUGUUUUUAAGUGCUGAUAUUGUUAUAAGUUUUUGAUAUAAAUUUUUAAAAUUAUCAGUAAACUGUUGGUCUACCUCUUUCACAAAUACAUAUACUAUAAAAUCUUUAUCAAAAUAACUAUAUUUGAACUGAAUUGGAAACUAAUAUUUUUUUCAUAUUUCAAAACUUUUAUCUUUAAUCAGUUUACUUAAUUACCUUGCAUAUCAUAUAUUUUUAAUUAUCAAAUUUGUUAAGAUUUUUAAGUCUGAAAAUACUAUGUACUUCAACUUUAGUUCUUUCACUUUGUAAUUGGAACAUUUUUUAUUGCCUAGUGAGCAAGAUGAUAAAUAAUUAGCUAAUCAUGCAUAGUAUAAACUGGAACCUUUUUUUUUUUUUUUGGCCGAUUCUAUUUUGCACUAUGUCUACUUCCAUGUAGAAAUGCCCGCUUCCGUAAAAUUGUGUGUUUUAAUUUCAACCCUUGAAUGGAAAUAUAUAGAAAAAAAGCUGCUAUAAAUUGGUUUCGAUAUUGAUUAGGAUACUACAUAGAUAUUGUUCAUGAUUAUCAAGUUUAUCAAGUUCUUUAUAAUCGUGACAGUUCAUAAAUGAAACUUUAUAAGUUAUGGUUUAAUAGAUGACGUGUUAGAAAAUAUGUCGAUUAUUUUAUUUUUGUUGUGUUGAAAAUUUUAGACUGGGUUUGUGGUCUACACAAUCACUGUAACUCCUAACUUCUUAGUGGUGUAACUUCUAACCUCACCCGCUGCGUACGUCACUGAACGUAUUUGAUUUCACGUCAAUAUUGUAAUAAUUUUGCAAAAGUAUUGGAAUACAAAUUAAUUUUUUUAUUUUUCAAAUUUAUCCGUCAGUAUUGGCGUUACGACUAUUGUGGGACGAAUAGUCAAUCAUUUCGAAACCAAGAAAUUGGAAGAGCAAAGUCCGUCCGGGAUUUAUUUAGCCGUAGCCCUGAUAACGGCUCUGUUAGUUCGAACGAUUAUGUACAGUUGCUGUUAUUUGAUGUUCGCUCAUUUGGCGAUGAAAAUUCGAAUAGCCACGUGCAAUCUCAUUUAUAAUAAGGUAAGAGAAUCGUACAAAAAAAAAAUUGAAUAACAAUCAAACAAUCUUUAAAUCAUCGUUUUAAUUUUUUUUUUUUGUUUCCAGGCGUUACGAAUCAAAAUAAACUCUUCCUACAAGACUUCGACCGGGAAAAUUGUGAAUUUAAUGGUAACCGAUGUUAACCGAUUCGAACAAACUAUUGUGUACGUGUCUUUUAUGUGGAUAGGUCCAUUAGAAACGAUCAUCAUAACGUAUUUUCUAUGGCAAGAAGUAGGCGUGUCAUCGUUACUUGGCGUGGGAACUUUAAUCGUUUUCAUACCGUUACAAUGUAGGUACCUAUAUUAUAAUUUAUAAUAAAGUACAAUUAUUUUAUUUUAAAUAUUUGGCAAAUUUUCUAGUGAAUUUAUCUCCCUCUAAAUCAAUUUCAAAAAAAAAAAAAAAAAAUUAAUUUUAAUAAUGGAUUUGUUAAUAUUACACAAAUGAUGAUAGUGCUUUUAAUAUAAAAAACAUUUCGAGGAAUUUAAAAAUAUUGAUAAAACAGCCGUACAAUCUUUUUUAUAAAACAAAAAGGACAUCGAAAAAUGUGAUAACGAGAUUUUGAGUUGUUAACCGAUAUUAUUAUCUCCGAGGAACAACUUAGUAACUAUAUUUAUUUUUUUCCGUUUCUAGAAUAGACAACACGUUCAUACAAAGCCAAUACCCGUGACUAUUGUUAAUAAACCAUGAUGAUUAUUCAUUCGUACAGAGCGGUUUAAAUAUAGUAGAGCUGGAACAAUAACACUUUUUACCGAUAAAUAUUGCCGAUCUAAAUCCGAUAUUUUAUUCCCGUGAACCGAUAAUAACAAACUUAAAAAACCGGUAUAUUAUUCGAAAACUGAUAUCAAAUAAUAAUUAUUAAAAUUAUUAAUUGGUUUAACGAUUUUACUGUUAGCGUAUACACUCGCUGAUAGCUCGCAACUUAUGAUAAAUAAUAAUUGUCAAUUGAUUGUGAUUUGUGACAAUAAUAUUAUUAUCAAUUAUUAUUUAAUAUCCGCACAUCACAUCGCGGUUACUGUGUUUACUGUUUACCAAAUGAUUUAAAUUUAUAAAAUGUGUCUGAAAAUAACGUUAUCGAUAUAACCCCACCACAGUGGCGCGGCGAAGUGAAAUAUUUUAUCGGGCAAUUCAUUUUUUUUUUUUAAUGACCUACCACCACCCGUCGACUCUUAGGCAUUGAUCAUUAUCAUUACCCGUGAAUAAAUGUGCAACAAAUUAUAAAUAUAUAACAUAUAAUACAAAAAAUUCUGGGCUGAUGGCUUUUCCUAGAAUACUUAUUAUUCUUAUUUAAUAUCAUAUGACACAUUCUGAUAAAGUUAAUCUUGUACGACAAUUUCGCCACAGACUCCAGUGCUCAACCACCGGGCACCCACCCACCCACCACUUAAAAUUAUCGGGCAAUCGCACCUCAAAAUCACGGCCAACGCGCCACUGCUAUUACACGCAAAUUGACAAUGCGGCUGCAUUGUAUCGGUUCUACUAUCGGUUCGGCGCAAAAAUCGAUAGCCGAUAUACCGAUAGUGCCGAUAUCGGCCGGUAUUAAUAUCGGGCAUCGGUACCGGCCCGGCUCUAGAAUACAGGUACACUGUAGUGUACUCUGGGUCAAUGUGCAAUGCACAACGCGUACUGGACAACGGUACAUAAAUAUUAUUCGUGAUUUCGCUACGUUUAAUAUUCAGUUUUUAUUUGAUAAAUAAUGUUUAAUUGGAAAUGUUCAUUUUAAGGUUACUAUCGACCAUACCGAUUAGUGUAGCGAAAUAAUUGAUGUAGACAGUACAAUUAUAUAUAUAUAUAUAUUAUUAGUGUGUCCAACCGUGUUCGACGGAUUUUCCUAGCGCUGUUAAUAUUAAAUUUUUUUGAUUUUUUUCCGAGGGGGACAUCGAUUUGGAGAAAAAUAAAAAAUAAUUAUUUUCAUCCCCUAAAGGUAAAAUAAAAAUAACUUUUUAUUUAUUCGUUUUGAAAGUUUUCAAAGUAGCCAUUUAUAUCCGAUAUUAAUAUCCAAUAAAAUAACACGUUAUGCGAUAAGGAAUUACAAUCAGUACGGCAAUUAUUUACCUUUUAUUGAAUAUUAAUUGUUUUCACUCCUAUUUUCAAGAAAUUAAAAUGGCUAUAAUUAAGAAACUUUAAAUUGAAUAUGAAUGUAUGAAACGUUGACAUUUUUAAAUACAUAACAUAUAUUACUAUAUAAGUACUAAUUUAAAUUGAGGUUUUAGGUUCCAGAAUUAGUUCUUGUCGGUUUAGGUCCAGGCUCUGGUAUAAACCUAUUUUUAAAUUGUUACUCAUACCCAAUCCUUGAACGUAACAUUAACUGAACCUUAAAACAGCUAAAUCCAAUUUUAUUAUUUUCUAGGAGACAGUUUUAUACAUUUUGAUAAGCAUAACAUUAAUAGUUUAGUAAAUUGAUGUUAUUUUAUAAAAUACUAAAGUAGAAAGUAAAAAAAUUAUGAAUAUGAAAAAUAGUUUUUCCAUUCCAUGAAGUCCCUUGGUUCAUUAUAGUGUCCUUAAGUCCAAUAAUAAUUUUCUGAUUUUUUCCAAACAUAGUUUAAAAUACUCGUGGAUGAAGGCUAGUAAAGAUUUUAUAAGAAAUGAUUUGUUUAAAAAUCACAAUAAAUUCGGGUAUGAAAGAGUUAAGGAAAUGUAUUCUCUUUCAAAUUUCUAUACAAUAUACUUAUGUAAAUAUGACCAAAAUAUCUAGUCUUUGGCCUGGUUAAAUUUCAGUUUUUGCUGAUUUUCAUCAGUGUUUAACAGUGCCGUAACUACCCUCCGUAGCACCCUUGGCGAAUUUUAUUGUGGUGCUUAUUUUUAUCUCAUUUUUUAGAUAUAAUUUUUAUAAUUUUAUUAUAUUACAUUCUUACGUGUUAAUCAAAAUGCUGUUAUAUUUUUUAAAUUAUAGUAAAUGAGUUAUAAUGAUUUAACUCAAAUGCGCCCCCUUCCUUUGCUGUGCCCUCGGCAACCGUCCAUUUCGCCAAUCUCUAGUUACGGCACUAAUGUUUAUUAAUUAUAUUAACAUACUCACUUUCGAUUCCCUUGAUUAAAUUUAAUAAGUAAUUGAUAGUCUGAGUCUCUGAAUCAUAUAGCAGCUUACCCAUGGACGUAUCAUAACGUAUUAAUCACAAAAUGGCCGACAACUACAGGGUUAAUAAAAAAAUGUUCGUGAUCUAAGCGCGUCAAAAGCACAAUCAUUUUGUAGGUAUAAUUUUUCGGAUUUUAUAAAAAAUCAAAACUAAUAUAAUUAUUGUUCACGUCAUUUAUCAGGAUAACAUACGUAUACUCUCCUAACAAUUAUAAAAUAAAUCAUCUAUUUCGGUCAGAAAUAACAUAGGUAUAAGUAGUUUAAUAAAUUCUAAACACCAUAUACUAUUUCAAAUUUCAAUAUACAUGUUAUGUUUUUAAGUAUGGUUGGGUGUGAAAACGUCAGAUAUUCGAUUCAAGACGUCAGAACUGACGGACAAGCGAAUGCAAUUGAUGAAAGAAAUCAUUUCGGGUUUACAAGUGAUCAAGAUGUACACGUGGGAACAGUUUUUCCGUAAUCUAGUAACCUACGUCAGAAGGUGAUAUAAGAAUGAAUGCCGAUGGUUCUGUAAAUAAAUUAUCAAUUAUCGAUUGCACAUUACAGGAAAGAAAUAAAUUCGAUUAAAAAAUCGUUGUACAUCAAAGGUAUUUUGUCUUCAUUCUUUUUAUACAACACGCGGAUCGCGUUGUUCGUAAAUUUGUUCGUGUACGUAUCGCUCGGAAACUAUAUAACUGCAUCAAAGGUAUAUCUAAAAAUAUUAUAUUGUACGUUAUUAAUUUGUUAAUAUUGUUUAGUGCAGUAAUAUUACGAAAUGUUUCCGAUUUAUAGGUAUUUGUAAUCAUGUCGUAUUAUAAUUUUUUGCGGAUGACGAUGACGAUAGCAUUUCCGCCAGGAAUCGGUAAGAUCUCCGAACUGCUUGCUUCUAUCAAAAGAAUCGAGGUAGUUAUUUGCAAAUGAUUUACGAUUACAGUAAAUGUUUCAUUCAAAUAAAAAAAAAACGUGAAAUAUUUUAGCCAGAUAGACUUUAAAUCACAUUUUGUUUUUUUUUAAAAAAAAAUUGGGUACAUCCUUUUGAAUAUUUUCAAAAUGGUAAACAUUUCAGUACUUGUAUGUCUAUUACAAUUUAAACGGAAACGUCUAUUUUGAUAAUCAUAUCUAAAUAAACCCAAUUGUUUCAAAUAACUAAGAACAGUACAAUAUUUUUUCUAUCUCAAAAAUUGCCACGGAUACAACAAAAAGAAUUUUAAAUAAAAGUAUGCUAGAUUUGAAUCGGAGCAAAGGAUCUGUUGGUUUUAUUAUAUUAUAUACUUUCUUUUUCUGUCAGCAAAUAACUUUUGAAAAAGAAAACUUGCUGCGAAAUAUCAAAUGUAGCAAUUUUUUUUGAAAGGAAAUUUUAUCUAGUUGGUGCAUUAGGCAGGUUAUUAUUUUAUUUACCUAGGGAUAUUCUAAAUAACUGGGAAAAAAUAAAAAAAUAUUUAGAUAAAAUGGGAAAUAUUUACUGUGUGCCACGGUGAUAACAAUUUCAUUGUUUUAAAUUUUUAAAAACUAUGUUUCUACUAAAAAUAUUACUUUAAUCAUUUUUUUGAUAUUUCCAAGUAGUUUUCAUAAUAAUUUGAAAAACCAGAAAAAGAUGAAAAAUAAAAACUGAUAAAUUUACGACGUUCUCAUUCCUUAAUUUUAAGUUUUUACAAUUUAUGUUUUCUACCAGAGAUUUGCUCCAAUAGAAAAACAAAAAAAUGGCCUUUUUUUGUUAGAUUUUAGAUUCUAAAUGGAGCAAAGAAACUUAUAGUUUUACAAAGAUAUUUAUUUUUUUUAAUUGUGUGGAACUUUUCUACUAGAAGUCUUGUUCCGAUUUACUAUGAUAGCAAUUUAUUUAAAAGGGAAUCUGAAUAGAAAGAUAAUUUAAGAGUUAUUUUUUUGAUUUCCCCAGGAUUUUUACCAGCAAAUGUGAACAACCGGGAAAAACGUAGGAAAGACGAUGAAAUUGGUACAUUAAAAAAAUUGUAUUAAAGAAAAUAUAUAGAUAAAUGCCUAUUUAAUUAUAUUACCUUAGUAUGACAUAUUAUAUAUUGUUAACAAAGUAUCACUUUUAACUGAACUCCAUUCAGAAUCGUUACUUUCGUUAGCAAUAGCUUUUAUCAUUCCUUACAGGUAUUCAUUAAAUUACCUAUAAUAGUGGCUGCACCCAUCCCCAUUAUCAUAAGACGUCUUUAAUGUUAUUGGUGAUAAUUGAGGAAAACUGGAGUAAAACAUAAAAACAACAAGAAAGUUUACGAAAAUAUAAUGAUUUCAUUAUUAAUUCAGUUUAAAAUAUUCUUGGAGACUUGAAAUUUCGGAAAAAUAAGUUGUGUUUGAAUUUUCUAGACGUUGAAAAAUUGUAUUGAAACAAUUGAUUGUUUUUUGUGUUGUUUAUAAGUAUUUUCUGUUGGCGAGUUUUUUACGUAGUUUCUAUUUGGUAUGUAAUAUUGUGAAUAUCAUUAUUUCACUGAACAAAAAGGCUUGACAAUUUAACAGGAGAUUCGUUGUAAGUUGUAGUGUUAAAACAAAAAAAGUUGAGUGUAAUGCAGUUUUGUAGUUUUGAGUGUAAUUUUAUUUUUUUUUAUAAGAGUUAAUAGAAAAUGUUGACAAAAAUCGUAAAUAGUAUGGUCAUUUUAAACAUGUAUAACCGAACUUUGCUCUGAAUUGUUUUUCAUUAGUCCAUUGCUAAUGAAAUUUUAAAUUUAGUAUCAAAAAGUGUAUUUUGUAAACUUCGGUCUUACUAAAAAAAAAAAAUCCAUUACAAUCCAAGUCCAUCUGGCUGAUAUAUUAUUAGUGAAAUAUGCUAUUUUAUUUUUAUUUUUAAAUGUAUUGCUGUCUAGUUUCGUUUCAAUAAUAUUAUACAAUUCAAAUAUUUAGGAAUUUCUUUUGAGUGACGAAAAAGACGAACAAUCGAUAAGCGCUGAAAAUGCAAUAACGAACGGGUACGAAAAUCUCAACUAUGAUAAUUGUUACUCCGAUACCUGCGAUAGCGCGAUACCGGUGACGGUGAGAAACGAUAUUAUCAGCAGCAGUGGGAAUGGCGAGAUAAUCAUUACCAAUGUUUCGGCGAGAUGGACUGACAACAAUUCUCUGAAAAAUAUCAAUUUAGUCGUAAAACCGGGUCGAUUGUACGCGAUAAUCGGCCCGGUAGGUGCAGGAAAAGUACUUUAAAAAAUACAAUAUGAAUAAAAUUAAAAAAACACCCGUGCGCAGAACUUCGUUACUAGAGUCAAAUUUUUCCUUAACUAACUUGUCACCGUUAUAAUAUAUGUUUUUAGAUUUUGAGCCUAUUAUUUAGGAAACCAUUAUUACAAUAAUACGUUUCUAAUGCAUUUUUUUUUUUAUGUAAACAAUUUUAAAAAAUAAUGUAAAAAACCAAAAAUUAACCCCUAUUUACAAACUUCAUUUCUUUUGAGGCACGUGAAAGGGUUAACUUAUCAUACCCAAAAUGUAUCAUCAUUAAUCAUUUUUGCAAUAUACCUAACAAAGUUUCGAAGCUACGACACAAAAUUAUUUAAGAUCAAAAAUAAGAACUACCCUAAUAUACAUCAUGGGCAUAGACAACAUAAUAUUAUCCCCUUGUCUUUAUUAGAGGGUCUUUAGGAGUGUACAAAGUUUAAAAAAAUACCUUUUCCCUGAAAAAAAUUAUGAAACUCGACCUAAAUGUUGUCAUUUCAACUCUAAUUACCAAGUUUGAGCACAUUUAGUGUAGAUGUAAUUCACAAGUAGCUGGGAAAAUGACACAUUACAUUACAAUAGUCUCCAUUUCCGGCGAAAAUUCGACAAAAGUGUUAAAAAGUAUGGUAAUAAUAUUGCUAUUGUUAUAUUUAUGUAUAGAGUUCGUUAUUACAAUCGAUUUUACGAGAAUUGCCGCUUUCGGAAGGCAGCGUUUCCGUGUCCGGCGUAGUUUCGUAUGCUUCACAAGAACCGUGGUUGUUUGGAGGAUCGAUACAACAAAAUAUUUUGUUCGGAUCACCGAUGGACGAAGAACGAUACAAACAAGUAUUUUAUACACGUUUUACUAUUGAUCGUUACAAAAAAUAAAUAAAUAAAUAAUUAAUGUUUAUUAUUAUUGUUAUUUGUAUUAAUUACAUUAAAAUAGGUUAUACAAGUGUGCGCGUUGAAAACAGAUUUUAAACAGUUCCCAUACGGCGACAGAACGAUUGUCGGCGAUAGAGGAGAGUCUCUUAGCGGAGGACAAAAAGCGAGAGUAAAUUUAGCACGGUAAGAAUAUAUUUCUCUUUCUCUUAUUUUUAAAGGUUAACGGUCUUUGUGACCAGUCCUUCAAGCAAAUACUUUAUCUUCCCUAUCUUCUCAUCAAAUGUGAAAACCUAAAAAAAAAGGAGGAAAAACGGGAAAAUGUACGAAUAUAUUAGUAAAAUAUUGCGAUGUUUUUUUUCUAUGGACAGCUUUUCUACCAGAGAUCUUGCUCCAAUUUAUAAUGAUAGCAGUUUUUCGAAAAGGAAAUUUAACUGGGAAGAUACUAUAAGGACAUUUUUAAAUUUUAUCAAAAGUUUUCCCAGCAAAUGUGAAAAACUAGGAAAAAAACAUGGGAAAGCCGGGAAAAACGGGAAAAUCCGUACAUUAAACAAAUAUUAUUAAAGAUGAUAUUUACCUAUUUAAUUAUUUUAUCACAAUAUGACAUAUAUAUUGUUGAGAAUCGUUUUUUUCGUUUGCAAUGGUAUAUCAUUGCUUACAGGUAUACAUUAAUACUGUAAAUAAUAUAAACUUAUACUAAAUUACUUAUAAUAGUGGCUGCACCCGACCCUAUUAUCCUACGACGUCUUUCUGAAUUACAAGUACUAAUAAAAGUCCCGCGCGAAAUUACAAUAUUUCGAUAAUCAAAUUACGGAUACUGCAGCUGGGUAUAUUACUAACCAAACUUACAGUUAUGGAUAUUUUAAUCUAAUUUAAUAUGGUAAUAACUUACCUAAUAGAUUUUAGUGAUAAAAUAAUAGUUAAUAGUGAUUAGAAUUACAGUUACUAAGAUAUUGAUUUAUUUUAGAAUGUGAGUGGAGUGAGGAAUAUAUUGGUUUUACAAUGAUGUUUACUUAUUAUUAUUUUUAUUUUUUAUGUGAAAAUAACCAGAAAUUUUGCUCCAAUUUUUAAGAGUAGCAAUUUUUCUGAAAGAAAAUUUAACUGGGAUUUUUAAAAUUUUGAUUUUCCCUGGAGUUUUUAUAAUAAAUGGGAAAAUUCUAGAAAAACGGGAAGAUGUACGAAAUGUAUUAUUUUAAAAUCGUUAAUAUUUCUGCCUAUCAAAUCAUGUACAUCCGAAAUCCGCUUAUAAUCGAUUUUCGUUAGUAAUGAUUAAUCUUAAGGUACAGAUAUACAUUACAUUUUUCCUCUACCUUCCCAACUUUCACCUUAAACAAUAGCUCACCCAUCGAGUGGAGCAUGUCCGUUUUUUAUUUUUGUAAUAUGUUUCACAUUUCCAGAGCUGUAUACAAACAAGCUGAUAUUUAUCUACUAGACGAUCCUCUUUCAGCCGUCGACACCGGCGUCGGUCAGCAUUUAUUUGACGACUGUAUUAAAGGUAUGCAAAUUCAUAUAAAUUGUGCUUGAUUAAAUAGAUAUAACUAGAUAUGGUCCCAGGUUUUCCCGACACAAAACGUGCCAAGUGCUUUUCUGAUAAGCAGGGAAGGGGGGGAAGAAAGACGACCGCCUCCCCCCCCCCGGUGCCCAAUAAUGUUUCAUAUUUAUGGAACAUCUAAUACCAUUCAUUUUUGAUUCUUAAGUCUUACUUUCGAGAAAAAAUAACUCCUCAAAUAUUGUAAUAUUUCUCCCGCCUUCCUUCAUUGAAUUGACCUGAAAACGCCCUGGCACUCACUAAAUCAUUACUUGAUUUUAUCUGUUGUCGUAGUAGUUCUCCAUUUCUUAUACUGGCCGAUAUUAUAGCAUUGUCCAUAGAGCUACGACAUAUAGACCAGUCGCGGAUGAGAUGCGCAUACUAAUCGAAAACGUGGAACACGCUGUGAUAAUACAGCUACCUAUUUUGUCAUGAUAACGCAUUAUCGCGUCAAAUUAUUAAUUAUUAUUAUGAAUUCGUUUACUUUGCGUAAUAUAGAUUUCCUGAACGGAAAGACCUGUAUACUCAUUACCCAUCAGAUCCAAUACUUGACCAACGUAGACCACAUCGUUUUAAUGGAAAGCGUAAGUGCAGUAUUACUACGGUAUAAUCAGUGUCGCAACUAAGAAUUUGAUGAGAGAAAUGUCCACCUAAUUCAAUUACGCUCUUGUCCUCCAUAACUCAUUUUUGAACUUGCCUCUGGCGUUGGCGUUCGAUCGAAAAACGGAUAUCAUUAGAAUCUUUUUUGUAACAAUUGUUGAAUUGUUAAGGCAUAAUUUAUUAUUUCAGUAUGUAAGCAUACAAAUAUUUCUUUGUGCAUUUAGAAUAGAUGUUUUUUAGAUUUAAUACUAGUAAUUACAAAAACAAUACAACCUAUGGAGUGAUUUUUUUUAUCAUGAACCGACUCCAUUUUUGGAGGAUUUUAAGUGAAUUUGAUAUCUGUUUUUUUAACGAUUAUGGAAUCCUUAAAUAAUACCUUAAAUAAGUAUAUAAUUUUAUAUUUAAACAGGAACUCCCCCCCUCCUUUUAACAUGAACUUAGAUCAUGUUUUUUGUAAAAAUAUUGAUAUGCUAAAUAUUAAUUAUCAGAUUUACCGUAUACGAAUCAUAACCGUUUGAAGCUUUGGCCGGAAGAAUAAGGAAGAGUUAUCAAUUUAUCAUUUAAAAAUAUAUAUACAAUUUAUUACCCUUCUCUGCUCCUCCGGUUUAAACUAUAAGCUGUUAUAACUCAUAAACGGUAAAUCUGAUAUUAGUGUUAUUCAUAUCAUUUCCAGAAAAAUAUUCUCUAUUUGAAUUUAUAUUCAAAAAGGUGGGUUCUUAUUUGAAAAACAAAAUUAUAAGCUUAUUUAAUAUAAAUACAGUAAAAAUAAAAAAUAAAAAAUAGUUUUUAAACUAAAGCUUAAAGGAUUCCGCAAUAGUUAAAAAAAAAAAAAAACCAAAUUUAUUUAAAAUUCUCCGAGAAAAUGUCUGGGUCAUGAUAAAAACCAUCAGCCUGCAUACUUGAAUAAAAAAAAAUAAUCAAAAUAAUUAAUAUAUAUUACUGCAGUCAAAUAACCAUUUCACGUUACAAUAUCUAAUCGUUUUUUUUUCUUAAUUAAAUGUAAACAAACGCCGAUAAAUAAACCACGGUUUAAAGGGGUUGUCUCAAAUGUUGUAAUGUAUCUAAAUACAAAUAUCGAAAAUACAGUUCCUAUAUAAAUUUUUUCCAUCUUGUAUCUAUAUUUAGAUACUUUUGAAUAAUGUACCUGUAUCUGCAUUUAGAUACUAACUUAAAGUAUCUUAACACAGAACUGGUUUUCUCACACCGGUUGCGCCACUGGUCAUAAAUACUAUACCGAUAUAGACGAAGAGUAAACUGUUUGUCUGGCGUGAGUGAAUAAUUUCAACACGAUCACUCUAUAUAGGCGAAAAUUUUGGCGGAGGGUUCGUACGAUGAACUUCAAACGUCCGGUUUGUUCUUUACGGAAUUUCUCGGAUCGCCAUCGGCCGGAGCGGCAGAAGCGGAAACCGCGGACGCUGAUGCAUUGUUGUUUUCACCCGUCGAUGGACUUAAAAUCGAAGAACCGAUGAUGAACGGCGACGACAAUAGUCUCGAAAAAACGCAUAAACGACUUGCGGUACCUAUUUCGAGUGAUGUCACGUCGACUGUAUCGCCAAUCGUCAAUAGCGAAACCGAUGAUGUUGAAAAACCAGGACCCACCGUUAAGGACGAAGCGUGUUCCACCGGGACCGUCGCGUUAAACGUUUACGUAUCGUAUAUUUUUUCCGGCGGAUAUUAUUCCAAAGUAUUGGCUCUGUUGCUGGUGUGCGUUCUCACUCAAGUAUUCGCGUCCGGUGCGGACAUCUGGAUACGCGUUUGGUAACUUCCAAUAAUUUAUUAUUAUAGUAUACAAAUUUACACAUAACUAACUACAGAUUUUAUCGAACCGAAAUCGUUGUAAACAAUAUCAUAAAUAAACGCUUAUAUACCGAUACUGCCAUUCCCAUCCUUAAUCGUGUUAGUCAUUAUUAUUGCUUAUUGUACAUAUUUUGCGAUAAAUAAGUUAUUUUUAAUUUAAAAAAGCUUAUCUGUAAGGCAAAAUCGAGUUUCUCAAAAAAAUUUGCAAACGUGUAGUGAAAAAGAAUCAAACGUUUAGGUACCAUAAUAUCAUUCACUAAAAAGUCCAGGGACUGGGACCUGAACUACCAUUGAAACUCAUAUUUAUCAAUUUCAUCAAAUAAAAAUAUAUUACUACCAAAAAUAUUUUGGGUUCUUUUAGAUUUUAUCAGUUUCACGGAAUUAUGUAUAUAAAUCACGAUUGCGAAUUAUAUAAAUUAAUUAUAUCGUGCUGAAUUAUAAUUAGUGUAAAAUAUAGAUUUGCGUUUAUUGGAUAUAAUGCAAUAUUUUUUAGAAUUUUCAGAAUUCUGCGAUCCAUGCAUAUAAUAUAUUACUUUGUUAUCUUUUGAUUUGUUCGUUGUGUUUAUUAUUAUACUUGUAUACCACCAAAAGUUCAAUGCUGUCCGCUGGACGUGCUAACUGCGCAUAUUCAUGCAUCCUAGUAACAUAGUAGGAAUACAAAUUCAAGCUAACCACUAUUAACCAAUUAAUAUUGCUGUUAAAUGGAAGAGAGGAUUGAUUACAGCGAUAAGGCGCUGUAGAAGCCUUUAGAUUAAAAAACAUAAUUUAACUGAAGUUUGAAACUGGUAUUAACCGAAAUGAGAAUGGCAAUUUAUAUUUAUUUUAUAACCGAACAAUUUAAAAACAUAAAGUUUCCAGUCCCUGCUAAAAUUACAAAAAGUGUAAGUAUACCUCCAAUAAAUCAUCAUAUUUUAUUAUAAUCUUCGGGCAAUUUAUCCACAUAUUUUCGGAACAGACAUGUAGUUUUCUCACCAAUAUUUUACCUUUAUUUACUCAUUAUAGUUUUAUUUUUUUUUUAAUUUAGCUAUAACUUUAAUUUCGUGGAAAGUAAAAACUGAAAUUCCUUUUUAUUUUUUUUUCAAAAAGAAGAAAAUUAACCUUUUCUCAGAAAAGAUAUUUGUUGUAUUUGAAUAAAGUUUACUUUAAACCACAUUUUCAGUCUUUUAAAAACCAUUUAAAAGCUGUAUACUAAGAGAACAUGUUCUAUUAAGCAAAAUCAAAACGUGAAAUAUAAUACUUUUAAGUACUUAUAUGCAAUAUACAAUUUUGGAUUUGACAGAAUCAUUGCAACAUAAACAAUGCUAGGUUUUCAACAUUAAAAAACUCCCGAACCCUGAUCAUAAUAGCAUAACUGUUUGUAUAUCUACAGGCUAAAUUUAGAAGAACAAAUUUACCGCAAAGAUAAACAUAAUUAUGAUGUUUUAACGUCCAUCUCCAGCGACAGCAGUAAUAGUACAUCAUCGACCGCCAAUAGUUUUGCCGACCAACUCUUAUCGUUGUUUGUCAUGUCCAGAUCAAAUUGUAUCGUCGUCUUCGCUACGCUUACGUUUUUGAUUAUCGUAUCAACUUUUUUUGAAUCAGCAUUGCUGAUAUCCGUGUGCACCACAGCCUCUAUGAAUUUACACAAACGCAUAUUUAAUUCAAUCACUCACGCAACAAUGCGUUUUCUAAACACCACGCCGUCGGGUAAUACGCUGCAAUUUUGUAUUUAUUUUAGAUUCUGAGUGGAGCGAGGAAUGUAUUGGUUUCACAAUGAUAUUUAUUUUAUUAUUAUUAUUUUAUCUGUAAACAACUUUUCUAUCAGAAAUUUGACUCCGAUUUUAAAGUAUAGCACUUUAUCUGAAAGGAAAUCUGACUGGAGUGGUACUUUAUAACGUGAUUAUUUUUUGACGCUCUCGUGAGUUUUCAUAAUAAAUGAAAAAAUGAAAAAAUAUACAAAACGUAUUAUUUUAAAAUAUUAAAUAUUAUGACUUUUUAAAACAUGUAUAACCGAACUCCGCUUAGAAUCGUUUUUUGUUAGCAAAGAUUAAUCCUUGCAUACAGAUAUACAUUAAAUUUUUCUUUACAUCUUACCUUCCCAACUUCUCACCUACAACAAUGCUUCACUUAUCGUGCGAAGUAUAUCUGUAUCGUUUUUUUUUUUUUAAUACUUCAAUUCUAAAAGCAAAUUUUAAUAGUUAUUUGUUCACAUUGCAGGUCAGAUACUCAAACGGUUUUCAAAAGAUAUUGAAAUAAUCGACGAAGUAUUGCCGUCCGUGCUCAUUGAAAUUAUACAAGUAUAAUCUAUACUAUCUAAUCUAUCAAUACUAUAAUCAAUUAUAGUAUUGAAACUAUUGCAUUUUAGUUGAGUGAGUUUUAUAAAUUAUAUCAUGUACCGUAUUAUUGUAGAUUGGAUUGACAGUGAUCGGAAUAUUGAUAGUGGUUGGUAUCGUGACUCCGUAUUUGAUUCCGAUCACGUUGCUUAUGAUGAUAUUUUUUUUCAAAAUGAGAACGAUAUAUAUGACUACAACCCGUAACGUUAAACGUUUAGAAGAAAUCGGUAAGAUUAUUUUAAUGUACGUAGUUAUUAUAAAAGAUAGUAUGUUUACGCACUAAACAAAUUAAAUUUAAUAAAUAUUUUAUAACAAAAAGUAUAAAUAUUAAAUAUAUAAAACCCAGAUUCAGUUUCUUAACUGAAUACGGCUGAAAACGUUUACUUUUGGAAAUUCUAUUUUAAAAACUGAUAACUCUACUCAGUGGAGCCGAAGUCAUAAAAUAUAAACAAAAGUAAAUUUUAAGAAGCCCCAAUAUCUAAAUACAAUCUUUUUUAUCGCCGAAAUUUAAUUAGAAUAAGUUUUUAUUUUUGUAAUUUUUGUACCUUCUCAACUUUCCACGUAAAAUAGUGGCACAUCCGUCCCCAGUAUCAGAUCAGAUUCACGUUCAUUUAUUUUAGAUUUUAGAGCAUAGCGAGAGAUAUAUUGGUUUUAUUAUGGUGUGUAGUUUUUUUUUUUUUGCGUCUGUGAGUAACUUUUGUAUUAGAAUUCUUACUCCGAAGUAUCAAGUGUAGUAUUUUUUCUAAACUGUGAUUUUAUCUAGUUGAUGCAUUUCAAAGGCCAUUUUUCGAUUUUUAAAGAAGUUUUCAAAAUAAUUUAGAAAAACCAAAAAGAAAAUUAUAGGUAAAAUGAAAAUAAUUACGGAGUAACUCGGCGUUACUGAUUUUAUACUUUUAAACUUUUGCAGACUAUGUUUUAUACUAAAAGUAUUACUCCAAUUGAAAAAUGAUAUAAAAUAAAUGUUGUCUUUUAUAUUUAGACAAAGUAUUUUUCAUAAUAAUUAGGAAACAAAAAAAUUAUAAUUGAUUUAAUUGAUUUAAGGCAACUUGGCGUCCUGGUCUAACUAUUUUAAUUUUUGCAAUCUAUGUCUUCUACCAGAAAUCAUGUACUAAUUGAAAAAUUUAAAUCGAUUAUGUUUCGUUUAACCAAUGACCGAGAAAGUUAUUUUUUCGAUAUCUACAAAGCAGUUUUAAUUAUAAUUUAGUCGUUUUUAUUAUAAUUGGGAAAAACUAAAAAAUACGAUUUUUUUUCAAAUUACGGCGCAACAAUUUCAUUCUUUAAAAUUUGUAAGAUUAUAUUUUUCUAUUAGAAAUUUUAGUCGGGAUUUGGGAUUAGGAACAAUUUAAUUGAACUCGAGCAGUUGGUUCCCGGGAAUGUCGAAAAACUUUGUGAUGGGAUGUUUACGGAAGGCACUAAUUCGGAGCAAAAUAUAGGUACAUAUUAUACACACACACUAAACUGAACAGGCAUGUAAACCUCACAUGGUCGAAGUCAUGAAUAAAGUCGCGAAUAAUACAGCUAGUAUACUACUAAUUUGUAUAAUAAAACAUUUAGGAAAACAAACAAAUGUGGCACUGGCAACGCCGGACAGGACAGCUAGCUUUGUCCUGAAUGGCUAGCUGACAGAUAUUCAACGCACAGUCUAAACUGCUAGGGGUUAUCAACUUAAUUCUUUCACAAUAAGUAUUUUUAAUACCAUAAGCACUAAGCAAGCAUUUUUGAAAAUUUUUAGGUUUUUGAUAUUUUUAGAAACAAAAAUUAAAUUUUAUUAGUUGAUUUAUAGGUUUUCCUAAUUUGGUUAUCAUGAGCAAGAGAACUAUUAUUAUUAUUAUUAUUAUUACUGUUAUUUAUAAUAUUUAUUAUAUUUUUACUAUAUUUGUGUAAUAUACAAAUAUUAACUAUUAAUAAAAUUAUAACUGGCAAAAAUGUUUAACUAUAAUUGGGAUAUGAGUAGAAACGGGGAGACGCGAGAAAAUAUGUUUUAAAAACAUUAAAAAAUAAAUGUUUUCGUUCAACACCAACACGAAAAAAGUCGUGCGGAAUAUUCUUUCCAAUGGCGAGCGGGGUGAAGAGGGUUAUGAUCCCCGGAAGGUCGACAUGCUUCUUCACGGCGAAGAGAACAAAGAGACUGACUUCGAAAUGGGAUAUUCUUGGGAAGGUCAAGGGAAAGGUUCCCAACGGGAACCCAUUAAUUGAACUUAAACAGUUGGUUCACGAGAAAGUCGAAAAACUUUUUAACGGGAAGUUUCCACAGACACUAAACUAUACGAACAUGUAAAUUGUACAUAGGUGAAGUCGUAGAAAAAGUCACUGGUAAUACAGCUAUAUUUGUAUACUACAAAUUUGUAAACCUAAGUAUUUGAUCCAAUAAAAAAAGUUGCCCGGGCAACGACGGCUACGACAGCUAGUAAACUAUAUACCUAACUCUAUCUUUUCAACUUUCCACCUUCAACAAUGGUAUACCCAUUAAAUGCAACAGCUAUUUUUUUAUAGCCUUAUAACGUUUUGUAUUGGUACUUGUCAUUAACAUCCUAUUUCUAAUUUAAAACAAUAUAUUUUAUAAUAUUUUUAAACUGUAUAUUAAAUAAUAUAUUUCAACUCAAUAUUUUAGCUCAAAGUCCCAUGCUUACCCAUGUGAAUUCGUCAAUUCAAGGGCUAACGACGAUAAGAGCAUUUAAAGUACAAAAAAUACUUUGUCAAGAGUUUGCCAGCCAUCAAGUAAGACAACAUAAACUACAAUUAAAUAUGUACAUAAUUAUAACGUUAUAUAUUUAUCGUGAUCAAAAAAUUUUAGGAUUUACAUUCUUCGGCUUCAUAUUUAUUUAUGACUUUAAGUAGAGCAUUAGGUUUUUGGAUAGAUUUUUCCUGUCUUAUCUAUAUAAGUAUGGUAACGUUUUAUUUCAUAGUAUUUGUCAACGGUAAGUGUUCCAAUAAAAACAACUUUAUAAUUGAAUCGCUUAUUUCAGUAUCCCCUAAGUCCACUUUCUCACUUUUUGAGAUAACAAAAACUGUCUUAUGGUUCAAAAACUGUUAGUUUCUUUAAAAUUCCAAAAAUAAUUAAAAAUACUCGACUACUUCGCUUACAAAUAUAAGAAUACAAAUGUCGUUUAAGCUCAAUUCCAUACUGAGGGAGGGGAAAAAUAUUUUGUAAUUUUUAAUACAGGGAGAUCAAUCUAUCGUAAGACACUCGUUAUCUCGGAAAAAAAUUAACAUUUUCCGAAAUUUGUUUUCUAGAAUAUUUAAGAAACAAGCUGUUCUACAGUUUUAUAUUUAUGUAAUUUUUGUGUCACCCUUAUUUUCGGGGGUAAACCACUACCUAAUUUUGAUUUUCAAAUGACAACCUAUAAUAAAAAUUCCAUAAAUAGAUGAAGUAUUCGUCAAAAUAAAUGUUGGUAUUGAAGUUUUUCAUUUCCGUCAAUCUGUUGACGAGAUAUCCCAUUUCUAAGUUUGGGUUUGGGGAGAGUAAUGGUGCAUUAUUAACACGCCUCGUACCGUACCGCCAUACAACUCCUCCACUCUCCUCCAAUCGAAACUUAAAAGUGAUAUAUCUCGUCAAUGGAUUGACGGAAAUCAAAAAUGUCAACACUGAAAUUUAUUUUAAAUAAUACUCAAUCUAUUUAUGUAAUUUUGAAUAUAGGUUUCUGUUUGAAAAUCAAAAGUAGGUAGUGGUUUUAACCCUAAAAAUAAGGGUGACAAAAACUAAAAUAAAUUUAAAAAUUUAUAGCAGUUUGUUUCUAAAAUGCUCUAGAAUAUAAAUUUCGGAAAAAGUUAAUACUUUCCGAGAUAAUGAGUGUCUUAUGAUAGAUUGAUCAUCCCAUGUACCUAUGGAGUUUCUGCAGUAAAUAACCUUAAUAUGCUCUGUUUUUUUUUUCGCUUCAUAAUCAUUCAAAUAAUCAGUAUUGAGGUAUACAUAAUUGAAAACAAGUAAUUAUGAUAAGACUGAGUAUACGUAUAUUUUUAAUGAAAAAAAUCGCAUUUUAAAUGAUUCGCUUAUUUCAGAAACCCCCUAAUUAUAGAAAGAUGAAAAAAAUCAAUCAUUAAAACACACAUUUAUGUAACGGUGCAUGUAAAGAAACAAAUGUUCAUCCAAUUUAACAGAUAAACGUAAAAUAGUUAAUUUUGUUUUUUUUAGCGUUAGGGGGUUUUUGAAAUAAGCGACUAAAUUAUUAUACUUUUAAUACAUCUUUAAAACGAUUGACAUUUUUUUAUGUGAAAAUAAAACAAUGUAUUUAAGAUUCGUACGGAGGAAACGUCGGUUUGGCUAUUACGCAAGUAGUCGGAUUGGCCGGUAUAAUACAAUGGCUGGUGAAAAUAUCGACGGAAUUGGAAAAUCAAAUGAUAUCCGUCGAAAGAGUUCUGGAAUACACGGUAAUAGAACAAGAAUCGGUUCACAAAUCGACUCAAGGUAAUUGAAUGACCUAAAAAAAUCUUAUAAAUAAUUCUUUUAUCUAAUUGUUUUGAUGAUUGGUUAUUUUUGUAGACAUAAAACCACCAAAAGAAUGGCCUAACGAAGGCAAAAUAAUAUUCAAACAUUUCUACCUACGUUACGACCUGGACACACCACACGUUUUAAAAGAUCUCAACAUUGUUAUUGAACCCACUGAAAAAGUAAUAUGUCGAAUAUGUUAAUUAUAUACGAUUAUUAUUUCACGGAAAUGUAGAUACCCACAACUAUACGUAAUUCGUAUUUUGAUAUGAAAAAUACUUCUUUAAUUCGUUCAAAAAACAAAAAUUCCCUUAAAAAUUUAGAUUCUUGUAUAAAAACACAUUAUUUAUCGCGAUUCACUUCAUCUAUAUACACUAUACAGUGUAAUUCUCAAAGCGUGCUCAUUCCAUUUUUUCGGAUAAAUUGUAUUUCAUUUUAUUUUACAAAUAUGAACGGACUAGUGUCCUAUUAUAAAAUUCAAUACUGUGGUGCACAAUAAUUGGUUAUAUGCAUUCUAAUUCUGAUUUUCGGAAUUUUAAAUGUAAUUAAAGCAGAUAUUUUCGAAUAAUUAGAUUUUUCACGUCAUUUAAGGAGUAUCCUCUGGCGAUACCAACAUUAGUUUUUCAAAUGAGAACCUACGUUAAAAAUUCCAUAAAUGGAAAGAGUAUUAAUUUAAAUACAUUUUUUGUCAAAAAUUUAAAAUGUUUGAUUCCCGUCAACUCAUUGACGAGAUAUUUAAUUUUUAGUUUAGAUAGGGGAGAUUAGUGGAGCACUAAUAAAACGCCACCCGCCGUGCCAUCUCACAAAUAAUACUCCACUACUCUACCCCUACCUAAACUUAAAAAUGGAAUAUCUCGUCAACGGGUUGACGGAAAUCAAAAACUUUGAUGCCAAAAUGUACUAAAAUUAAUACUCCUAUUUAUGGAAUUUACAUUUGAAAAACCAAAAUCGGUAUCGCCACAGGAUACUCCUUAAAUGUUGUGAAAAAAUGGCUUAACCAAAUAUUUAUUCAUGUUCCCAAAAUAUUUUUGACUAGGUAAUACAUUAUCAUAAAAUCAUCAAUUAAUAUAAUUAUAAAUCGUAUGAGGUAUUUUGUCAAUAGUAUUGAUAUUUGAUACAUAAUUGUAAUUUUCCACGUUUUUAUUCGCCUUGAUUUUUGUACACUCUAAGUGAUAUUUACAGUAAAUUAUGGUGCUCACAAACCAUGGUGGCAGCGGUAGCGAAAUUUCUGCGAUACGGGGAUGAAAUAAAAUAUCGCUGACCUAACCUAACCAAAGUGAAAUAUUACAGCGAAAUCGCGUAGUAGUAGUAGUAUAGGUCUUUUAUAAUAUUUCAUUUUUAUCUCGUUUUAACUUUCGAUAAUUAUAUUAUACCUAUACACUACGGACCACGUAUAUUUUCAAUCUUACACGUGUGACUUACUUUUCGACUUUACACUUGCUUGAUCGGUAUUUAUUUAUUUCACAUUUGUGUCAUCAUGGACAAUCAUUAUACUGAACAUGAUGAUAAUACUUUAAUACUUUAUACAAACGUCCAACGAACAAACUAAACGAAUGUUGUUAAUACGCCGAGUACCUAUGUACCUAUAGUAAUUAUAGAACAUUUAUCAUAUUUUAUCAUCGAAGUAUGUAUCGGACUUUACGUUUAGGUGUAGCUUAAAUACAGAUAAAAAUUAAUUUACUGAUAUUACAAAUGCACUACGCAAUAUUCUAUCGUAUAUAUAAUUGUUAACUGACUACCAUGUUCAGUUUGUAAAUUUAUUUACCGCGGCGUUAAGUGAAAUAGUAGUGCGUACAACGAAAAAAAAUAAUUUCACUUCAGGUGUUGCGGUAAAAUUACCGCUGUGAAAAAUUUCGCUUUGAUAUGUGGUCUCUCAUUUAAAUGUAUGAAAACAAGUUCCCGCUGCCACCGCCGCUACUGCUCUGGUUUGUGAGCACCUCUACGCGUCUUUUUUUUUAUCUGUAAUAUAAAUAUACCUAUAUAGUAUACGUCUAAUUUUUGGGAAUACGAGGUACUAUUUUGACACUAACGAUAUAUAUAUAUAAAUUUAGUCUCAAAGAAAAGGGGCUUAAGUCAAUUUAAUAAAACCGAAUUUUACAUUUUGAAAAUUACAAAUGGACAAAAAUGACGGAAUUUAUUGAAAAUUAUGAAAAAAAUUGCACAAGAAAACUAUAAACAGUUUUUUAAAAAUUGACUUUUUGAUUUUUUGAGACCAAAGAUAUAUAAAAGAAGAAACUGACUGACUGAUUUACUGACUGAUUGGCAAUGCACAGCCAAAACCGCAGCGUCCAAAACUUGAUAUGCACAGAGAUUUUUUAUAUUAUUAUGUAGGACCUACAUUACUUACACAAUUUAAAUUAUUAUCUGUUAUACUAUUCCUAACUACCAGAAUUAUAUUUACAAUUUAUCUACAUCAUUAAUAACGUAUUUAUAACUUUGGUACACCCCGUUGAAAAUGCAUUAUAUAGAUACGACGAAGUCGCAUUUAAUAUCACUGAGUUUUUAUUUUUAGGUCGGAAUUGUCGGCAGAACUGGUGCGGGAAAAUCGUCUUUGAUCCAAGCACUGUUUAGAUUGGCUUUCAACGAGGGAAGUAUCGUUAUCGACGACGUGGAAAUCCAUGAUUUGGGAUUACACGAUUACCGAUCGAGAAUUUCCAUUAUUCCACAGGAACCGAUUUUAUUUUCGGGAACGAUACGCACAAAUUUAGACCCGUACAACGAAUAUAACGAUCACGAACUCUGGAACGCUUUAUAUGAAGUAAAUAAUAUAUCUUCUAUAAUAGUAUACGUUUUAUUUUUUAAGAAAAAAAAUAUUUGUUGUCAAUUUGAUACGUUUAUAAGACAGGUAUUUAAAAACUUAUUUCAUUAUUCGUUCUUUAUUAUUUUUUUUAGGUAAAUCUGAAAAACAUCGUGGACAAUUUGCCAAAAAAACUUAACUGGAUAAUGUCGGAAGGCGGAUGCAAUUUUAGCGUCGGUCAAAAACAAUUGAUGUGUUUGGCCAGAGCUAUUUUACGAAAAAACAAAAUCAUCGUGCUGGACGAAGCCACGGCCAACGUCGAUCCUCAGUAAAAUAUUAUAAAAUUAUUAUCAUCUAUUGCGUGUGCUUACGAGUGUUACUCCACUCGUUUUUGGAUAAUACGAGUAAUUAUAUUAUUUUUCAGGACAGACGCUCUGAUCCAAGAAACGAUCCGUAAUAUAUUCCGAACGUGUACGGUGCUGACGAUCGCUCACCGCUUGAACACGAUUAUGAAUUAUGACAAAAUACUCGUAAUGAACGACGGCACGGUGGUGGAAUUCGACCGUCCAUUUAAUUUAUUGAAAAACACCGACGGAUAUUUUUAUAAAAUGGUCGAACGAACGGGACGGAACACUGCUGAUUUGCUACAUGACAUAGUCAAGGCCAACGAGGUAUUAUUAUUAUUAAUAUUAUUAGGGCAGAUAUUUAUAUGAUUUUGCAUAUUUGUAUGGGCUGGUAUGAAAAAUAGCUAGUAUAUACCAACUACCUAGUUUAUAGCUAGUACCUAUUAACUAUUUAGAAUUUGUUUUUCAGAAUAUUCAAGAAAUUAGUUUUUCUAUAAUGUUACAUUACUCUUUUUUUUGUCAUCCUUAUUUAGGGGUUGAAAAUGCUACCUACUUUUGAUUUUCAAAUAGCGACCUACCUAUACGAAAAAUUGCAUAAAUAGAUGGAGAAAACCACAUAUUAGUAUAAAUAAAUUGUGAUUUGUGCAGUUUUUUAAUUUCCUUUAAUUCCGUAGUCCAUUGAAAAUUUAAUACAGAAAAAUUUUACUGACUGUCUGUGUGUGUAUCUCACAAAAAAAAAAAAAAAAAAUAGUAGGCAAUGAUUGUAUUUAUAGAUUUCGUAACAAAAUAUUAUAAUAUUCCAUGUAGGAAAUACUCUUACUAGUAGAAGGAUGAGUAACUGGGGAAAGUCCACAAUUGAAUGAAAGUUUGGUUUAUAAUUGUUCGUUUAGACAGGGAUAGUGGGUAUUCACUAAAAAAUACCCUGAAAUUUGUGAUUUUUUAAAAUAUACUAAUACAUUAAUAAUAAUUAUAAUAAUAAUAAUAGUUAAAAUAAUUUGGAAACUGUUUUGUUUAAGUGUCACAAUAACGAAGUGCAACAGACGAAAACUGCAGAAUCUCCAAAAACGACACAUAUUGAACAUACAUCAUAG
This is a messenger RNA of Cinara cedri, 31641 nucleotides long. NCBI's taxonomy places the organism in Eukaryota, Metazoa, Arthropoda, Insecta, Hemiptera, Aphididae. The record is from the annotation of a GenBank genome assembly.